AGAUCCGUUUGCACCGUCAACGAGAGUGUUUCGCCGCCGUCCUUUUCGACCGAACUCAAUUUGUGCGAAAUAUAUAUUUUGAGAGUGUGUGUGCGUGUCACGCGACGCGUCGCGACGUCUGCGAGUGAAAAGUGCCGGCAAAUUAGACGUCCUUCCCCCGCUUGCUUCCAGCCUUAAUUUAGUGUCCUACCCGUCCGGAAGGAAGGAAGGGAAGGGGGUUUGGGGUUGUUGCGUACCCCUAAACUGCUGAUUGGAUGAUUUAUGCUAAUUUGGAUUUUGGUGCUUCCGCGUGAAAGGAAACCACAGCUAGAUGGUCGGAACGUGGUAACCGACAGUAGUUGGAUUAAAAGUGAUUGAAAAAAAAGUAUUCUCUAAAAAAUAAAAGAGCAUCGCAAAAAAAAUAUUAAACACGGUGUGAAUCUCUGAAAGCAGUUUUACCGAGCAGUGAAAAGUUGAACCAGAAGUAAGCGCGCCAGUGAAAAUUUUAACCCUAAAUAGUUUCGAAAAAUAACGUUUUUUCUUGCGAACGAACGAAACGAGCGAACUCGCGGUACUCGGUGGUGCGGGCUCUUGGGGCUGAAUAGUAGUUGGCCCCCUCACAUCACUCCAACCCCGGGGAAGGAGCAAUCCAGUUAGGAACGAUUAGGGUGUAAGGAAACAGUCGCCAUGAUCAGCAGGAGUUCGAGCCUCCAGGGGCUCGAAACGAUAGCAUCCUUGCUAAUAGUAGCCACGUUACUAGUGGCGUCACACGUUAAUGCCGCACCCAUGUACGAGAGCGAUCAGACUGACCUGGAGACGUACGGCGAAUCGGCGGGCUGUUACUACAACUACAAUCACUACAGCGAGGGUGACCGUAUCAUGACGAACGAGCCCUGCCUCAACUGUACCUGCCACGACCGCAUGCUGAUGUGCUACCUGCGCGUGUGCCCCUUCACGAAGGCGAUCGGCCAGGACUGUACGAUCGAGAAGCGCGAGGACCAGUGCUGCCCGGUGAUCACCUGCCCCGAGGUGGAGGUGCAGCUGGUGGACCACCAGUCGACGGCCGGCCCGGACUCGACCGCCGUCGGGGCGCCCGACCAGUACGGCUGCUCGAUCGAGAACCGCUUCUACCCGGAGGGAGCUCAAGUGCCAUCAAACCCACACAAACCUUGCGAGCUGUGCUACUGCAUUCGGAACAUGACCACUUGCGUGAUGCAGGAGUGUACGCUGCACAUUGACGGAUGUCAGCCGAUCUACAACAAGGGCGUCUGCUGUCCAGUGAGAUACGAUUGCGAUCACGAAAAGGAAGAGUUCCCGCAGCUGGAGGACGAAAUGACGACGACGGUGCGCCCAACGCCCGGAUUCAUCCUGACGACCACGAUGACCCCGUCCAUCUCGACCGACUGCGUCCACAACGGAGAGGCGUACGCCGACGGAGCGAUGAUCAUUACGGACAAACCGUGCGAGCACUGCUACUGUAUGCGCGGAGACAUCGUGUGCGCCGUGCAGGAGUGCGGAACGCCGCUGGAGAACGAGGGCAAGAACUGCACGGCGAUGGCACCGGAACCGGGCAUGUGCUGCCCCGACACGUACAUCUGCGACGGAGGCAUGGAUCCGGCCACGACGCUGCGACCGGCUUCGGACGAUCAGACGGCGGAGGAAGCGGUGGCCACGACCAAGGCUCCGGCGACCAGUGACGAGUCGGCUCCUUCCGAGGAAGACGACGGCGUUCAGGAAGCCAUUGCCAUCGACGACAAGUCGGACAGCAACGAAGACAGCGAGGAGCAGACGCCAGUCGUGCACCACGACGAUGUCCAGAGCGAAGAGGAGGAAGCCCAGGAACCGGUAGCGCCAGUCGCCUCGGACGACCAGGAAGAGGAGAAACCAACUGCCACCACCACCGCUCGACCAAGCCAGCAGGAAGCCGACGAGAAGGAGGCCACCACUCAAGCUGCCGUGCAACAGGAUGAAGACAAGGAACAGGCGGUGCCAGCUGUCGCUGACGACAACGAAGUCGAAGAGGAACCAGCGGUCGCCACCACGGAAACGCCAGCCGAACCAGAGAAGGACCUCGUCGCACCAACAGUCUCCGCUGUCGAUGACGACUCCGCAGCUCACACCACCUUCGCACCGAAGGAAAGCGAUGCCGAAGAGCCGGAAGUGACCACCGCGUUCGCGUUCACCCCUAGCGAUGAUGAAGUUGACCUGACUACCGAAAGCCGAACCUACCUGCCACCGUUCCGGGACUCGGAAACCACGACCGUCCGCGUCGCCGAAGCCGACGAAGUGACAACGCAAGCACCGGUCGUCGCUGACGAUGCCGAAUCGGAGAAGGAGUCCGACGCACCGGAAGCCGACUCGCUGACCACUGCCAAGCCAAUCGAAUCGACCACCAACACCAAGGAACCGGCCCACAAGUUCGAGGACAACGCACCAGCAGAGCAGGACUUUGUUGAGCUGCCGCCAGCGGUCAUCGUGACGGAACUGCCGCCAGUGCCAACCAGCGAACAACCCACCACGGUCCACAUCCCGGAGAUGCCCGAGGAAGAAAUCAUCACGCACCACCCGCCGGAGGCCGACUCGCACGUUCUGGAUGACUCGAUGACCUCGACUGCCGCCGCGCCAGUCGCUGACGAAGAGGACAAGAAGCCGGAAGCACCAGCCGUCGACAUGGACGAACCGGUUGAGAUGAACACGGUCAUCCCGCAGGAAGAGGAGAAGAAGCAGGAGGAACAACCAGUUGCCGCUGGCAAGCCUCAGGAAGACGAACAGACCCAGAUGUUCCCGGAGGCCAUCCCCGGAGAGGGCGACUGUCUGGUCGAUGGAGUCACGUACAAGAACAAUGCCGACAUCCCUGCCAACAACAAGUGCCAAGAGUCCUGCACGUGUACCAACAGUGUCGUCCAGUGCGAGAUGGUCCGCUGUGCGGCCGCUCCGUCCAAGGACUGUGCCCCGGUGCCGGCCGCUCCUGGUGAGUGCUGCCCGACGUACAAGUGCAACGCUGUGGACGACAGCACGUCCGAGUCGGACAGUGACGAGGAGACCGCACUUACCCAGGAGGAACAGGAAGCCAAGAAGCCUACGGAGAGCUCCUCCACCGAAAGCAGCUCGUCGUCCAGCAGCGACGACACCACGGAAGACUCCAAGGAGGAGGACGAACCGGCCCAGUCGGAAAGCGACUCCACCUCGGAUGACGAUAGCGAAGAAGACGACGAAUCGAACCAGGUUGAAGCACUCAAGCCCACCACCAGACGGCCGGUUGCGAGCAGCACUACGCCGAAGGUCGAACAGGACGAGGCAUCGGACAGCGAUUCGGACUCGGACAGCGAGGAGGCCGAUUCGGAUGAGUCGGAAGAACCCGCCAAGAUCACCACCGCACGACCAGCUUACUCCGUGCCGGAAGCCACCACCGUCGGCAAGGUCGAGGAAGAGAAGGCGACUACCGCUGCGCCAGCAGCUGAUGAGGAACAGAAACCGGUGGAACAGGACGCUGUUGUCGCUGACGGAACCACUGCUGCGCCAGCAGCUGAUGAGGAACAGAAGCCAGAAAGCGAUGACAGUGAGCCACCAGCUGAGGAAGCCACCACUGCUAAGGUUGAACAACAAGCUGAUGAGAAGGACGAAGAACCCGCUCAGGAAGCCACCACUGUCAAGGUUGUCGAACAACAAGCUGAUGAGAAGGACGAAGAACCCGCUCAGGAAGCGACCACUGCUAAGGUUGAACAACAAGCUGAUGAGAAAGACGAAGCUCAGGAAGCCACCACCGUUAAGGUUGUCGAACAGCAAGCUGACGAAAAGGAGGAAGAACCCGCUCAGGAAGCCACCACCGUCAAGGUCGCCGAAGACGAACCAAGCGCACCAGUUGAGCAGGACGAAACUCAGGAUGAGGUGCAGGCUACCACCGCCAAGGCCGAGGAACCAGCCGACGAGGUAUCCGCUACCACCGCCAAGAUUGACGUGGCAGAAGAUGACGUGCCGGCUGAACAAGCUCACGACGAGCUUCCUUCGGAGGAUGUUACCACGACUAAGCCAGUUGUCGCCGCCGAUGAGGAAGCUGAAAAGGCUGAUGACGCUACCACUGCCCAACCUGCUGCUGCCGCUCCUGCUGCUGCUGAUGAUGAGCAAACCGAACAAGAAGUCCAGGCUCCAGUGGCCGAACAAGAUGAGCCGGAAGCGCCAGCCACAACCGUGCAGCCACUAGCCGUUCCAGCUGACGACGAACAGAAGCCAGUUGAGGAUGACAAGCAAGAGGAGCAGGAGAAGCCCGUGGACGAUUCGAUUCACUUCCCAGAUGAGCAGGAGUCGGAAGAACAGAAACCAGUGGAGCCGAAGCCUGUUGAGGAUGACAAGCAAGAGGAGGAGGAGAAACCUGUGGACGAUUCGAUUCACUUCCCGGAGGAUGAUGAUGAUGAAGAACCGAUCUUCAAGCCAACCGUUGAUGACCACGUUGCUGGACACGUCGAUGAGGACGAUUCCGAGGAGGAGAAACCAGCUGUGGCUACUCAAGCACCAGAAGAAGCUACCACCGCCAAGGUUGAAGCCGAAAAGGAAGCCGACAAACCAGUUGUUACCGACGCACCAGCUGAGGAGGAAGCACCUACUCAAACUCCAGCUGCCGAUGUUGCCGAACCGGUCGAAGAGCCAACCACCAGCGCACCGGCGGUUAGCCAAGACAGUGUGCCGGAAAUGCCGCAGGAGGAACUGCACCCGCAAAUGCCGCUGGAGUCGGACGAUCAGAUCAAGGAACACGAUGAGCCUGCUGCCGCCACGACCGUCAAGGCCGAAGAGGAGAAGCCCACUACCGCUGCUCCGGUUGCUGAUGAUGCCGCUGAAGAGGAGGACAAGCCGAAGCCGGAAGUGCAAGCCGAAGACGAGAACGUCAGCUCGGAAGAGGAGCAGGAGCACGUGCCAGUGAGCUUGGACCCGAGCGCAGGAGAGGAAGAGAGCAGUGAAGAGGCCGACGUUCAGGAGGUGCCGGCACCUACUUCGGAGGAGCAUGACGACAGCGAGGAGGACAAGAAGCCAGCUGAAGAGACGCCGACGCCAGUGGAAGCUGAUGAGGAAACGCCAGCCGUGGUAGAGGAGGUGAAGCCAAUUGAAGAGGAGGUUAAGCCAGUGGUUAGCGAUGAACAACCAGCUGAGGAAGCCACUACGACUGCGUCUGUUGCAAGUGCCGACGAAGAGAAGACAACUGUUGCUGCUCCAAGUGCCGACGAAGAGGAGAAGAAGCCGGAAGAAAUGGUAGCACCAAGCGCUGACGAGGAGGACAAGAAGCCUGAGGAAGCCGCCACCACCGUUGCUGCACCAAGCGCCGACGAGGAAGAGCAGAAGCCUGAAGAAAUGGUUGCUCCGAGCGCCGACGAGGAAGAGAAAAAGCCUGAGGAAGCCGCCACAACUGUCGCCGCACCAAGCGCCGAUGAAGAGGAGAAGCAGCCAGAGGUUGAAGUCUCAAGCGAUGAGGAACAGAAGCCAGCCGCUGACGACGAAAAGAAACCGGAAGCCGAUGAGGAACAGACGUCCGCGACGACUGUGGCUUCGAUCGAUUCUGAUGAUCGCGUCGGAGUAACCGAAGCUGAGCAGAAACCAGUUGAGGCUGACGAAGAGCAGAAGCCAACGGAAAGCGCAGUUGAAGCUGACGAGGAAGAGAAGCCGACGGUCGAUGCUGUGGAACCAGUUGAAGCUGAUGAAGAGCAGAAGCCGACGGAAAGCGCAGUUGAGGCUGAUGAGGAACAGAAGCCGACGCCAGCUACCGAUGCUAAGAAGCCAGUUGAAUCUGAAGAAGAGCAGAAGCCUACUGAAGCCGCUGUGGAAGCUGACGAGGAGGAGAAGCCGGCGGUCGAUGCUGUGGAACCAGUUGAGGCUGAUGAGGAACAGAAGCCGACGGAAAGCGCAGUUGAGGCUGAUGAGGAGGAGCAGAAGCCGACGCCAGUUGCCGAUGCACAGGAACCAGUUGAGUCCGACGAGGAAGAUAAGCCAGUGGAAGCUGACGAAGUGCAGAAGCCUACGGAAAGCGCCGCUGAAGCUGAUGAGGAACAGAAGCCGACGGAAGCCGCCGUGGAAGCUGACGAGGCGGAGAAACCAGCUGUUGAUGACGAACAGAAGCCAGUUGCUGCCGAUGAGAAGCCGGAAACGACCGAUGCUCCAGCAUCGGAUGAGAAGACUGAGGAUGAAGCGACGACAGUUGCUCCAGCGAUUGUGGCUGAUGAAGUCAAGGAAACCGACGAUACCGGCAAGCCUGCCGUGGAGACUGUACCGACUAGCCAGGACGAUGUUGAGGACGAGCACGACGAGAAGCCAGCUGCCGAGGCAACUACUGUUGCUGCUGCCGCUGAUGCGACCACGCAAGCGCCUGUCGUAGCGGACGAGAAGGAGCAGGAACCGGCUGUGGAAGAGGAAGUGCCAGCGACGACGGCCAAGGCUGAGGUGACUGCUGCGCCGACGGAGGCUGCCAAGGAUGAGGAAGCUACGACUACGGUGGCGCCAGUGAAGGUUGAUGACGCUGAGGAAAGCACGACGGUUGCGGCUGCCGCACCAGUUGUUCCAGUGGAAGCUGACAAGCCGGUUGAAGCCGAUGAUGAGGACGUGCAGAGCUCGAAACCGGUGUUCGGAGAUGAGAAGCCAAGUGUGCCAGCUGACGAUGAGGAUGAUCUGCAGCAACAGUCUAAGCCCGUGUUUGACGAUAAGGACGAGCAGGAAGUGCAGAAACCGGUUGCGCCGGAAGAGGACAGCUACCUGCCAAGCACUACGAAGAAACCGGAAGGCGAGACUCCAGGACCAUCGUACGGACCACCUGGAUCGCACUACGACACCGGAUACGGACACAUGCCACCGCACUACCCGCCAUCGUCGUACGAGGAUGACUACACGGACGAGGAAGAUCCGGCCGCGUUCGGACCGGGCACUUGCCGGUACGGUGGCAAGCUGUACGUGUCGGCCCAGCAGAUCCCACGCGACGAUCCGUGCGAUUUCUGCUUCUGCUUCCGCAGUGACAUCAUCUGUCUGCAGCAGUCGUGUCCGCCGCCAAUCAGCGGCUGCCACGAGGAGCCCAUCUCCGGCUUCUGCUGCCCACGGUACGAGUGCCCGGUGUCGAUGGCGACGGUGCUCAACGUUACGACCAGCACGACCACCACCACGACCACGCUGCCACCGCACUUCCUGUCGCACGCGUACAAGGGAUCGGUGACGAAGCGGGGCUGCCAGAUCCAGGGCAAGGCGUACCAGGUCGGCGAAACCGUGGCCGCGACCAGCGGUCCCUGCAUGCGUUGCUCAUGCGGCGGCGACGGCCAGAUGAAGUGCGAACCGAAGGCGUGCAGUCCGGAACCGAUGCUGCAGCAGAUGAUUGCCGUGGCGGCGUCCCGAAGGAGAUGAAGCGACUAGAGAUCCGAGUGAGAGCGCGUAUGAGAACGAAACUGGUGUAUGAGAGCGAGAGCGCGUGCGAGAUUAACCGCGAGAGAUUGCACGAACGCGAAUACAAGUUAGGAUGUAAUCUCAAGUUAGAAACCUUUUUUUCAAAAGAAACCGAGAAGAUGGCGCGAGAUCCGGCGUGGCGCCACCCCCUCUCGCAGUGACGAGUAGCGAAACUAGCGCGAAGAGACAUCACCAAGAAAACAAAGUAGCUCAUUUGUUUUUUUUCCAAAAGACUUGAACGCACACAAACAAACCAACUCACUUACACAACUACAGAAGUACGCUCACGAACACACGCAAACAAACAGAUCAGUAUAGCCGAGACAACGAUUUCUAGCAAAGGCUCACUUGAUUGACGGCGGCCAUGUUGGACAAUAUGGCCGCCUUCGAUUGGGUGAGCGCUAAUUCCUUUUUUUUCGUGUAUAGAAAAAUUCUUUCAAAUCGACAAUUUUACACAAAAAACACACAACUUAUUAGGAGCGAAUGUCACAACAAAAAGUAAACAAAAACAAUGCCAGAUAGUGGUCGUCGUGUCUCAUACAAUUACUUCUAGUCUCUCUGUUUUACAUUUUUAAUAGAAGGAAUGGAAGAAGGAAGAAUACACACCUUACACACACACACACACACACACACACACAUACACACAAACUGACUCAAAUCGCCGAAAUCUUGUCUUUAUGUAGUUGUUUGUUUCUAGGAACGUGAUGAAAGCUAAAUUUUUUGACAUUUAACAAACGCACACGAAAAAAACAUCGAAAUGACGUACCCCUCAGCGAGCGCGCCCUUAUAAGUGUAAAUUCUAACCUCAACGUGAAUGUUAUUUUUCUAUUGUACGAAUAUGAAUAUGCAUUUCCGUUUUUUACGUGUUAAAUUUAUUGAUUUUUUGACGGUAGCAUCGUGUAGAAUUCGAGGAGCAUCGACUAACCCCUCGUGUCACUUUUCCAAACCACGUUCAAAACGAAAAACAAUAGAUUUGCUUAGUUUUGCCGACAAACACACUCACACCAACACACAUUAAGACGAACGCGACGAGCCAAGCGUGUAGGAAUGUUAGGAUUAAACAAUGGAACGCCCCCCCGCGAGCCCUGACGAGACCAAUACUAACACACACACACUCCGGGUGACAGCCAGUUGAUGAACAAUGAAUUUCUUGCAAGGUGCGGGCCGAUCAAGGUUGGCCUUGCAACCAAUUCAUUAAAAUUUGACGAUGUUACCAGCAAAGUGUCAGUCCCACUUAAGUAGAGAGAGAGAUACCACUAACACGAAUACACUCACGCACACACACAUGUCCCACAACCACAAUCGACGAAGAAUGAUGUGAUAUUUUGUAACUUUUAAAACAAACAAACGAAAAAAACAACCAAUUUCGGGCCAAACAUUCCAAGUAUCAAACUGACAGUGCCGACCUCCGGUCGGUGGACCCCCCGUUCAUGUUUUGACAGCAGCUGUCAAAAAUUUACCUUUUUCCGACUCUCUGGUCGUCUCUCUCUCUCUCUUUGUUUUUCUUACACUCUGACACUUUAACUCACGUACACAACUACACAAAUGAGGACUUUUUUGCGAUUAGAAAUUCCCCGGGGGGCGAGCAGAGAGCGUGAAAGAUGUAAAUAUUACUUAUUUAUAAUGGAAUGACGAGAAGGAAAGCAGCGGUUGGAAAGGGAAGUAGAGAGCGAAAACAAAAUGGCGGACGCAGCGUAGGGUUUUAAACUUUGUUUUGCCAAUUAAACAGAGGGAAAACAAAAGGUGAUCGAAGGUUUUUUUUCGGAGGAAGACAUAUUAUGUAAUUGACGAGGAGAAAAAGAAUCGGAAAAACUCAAAAAAAUUAAAACGCAGAAAAAGAGAGUAUUUUUUAUCUUAGUUUAUGUGUUUCUGUCACUUCUUUUUUAUAUUUGUAUAUUUGCCAUAAUUUUAAUCAGUUUAAACAAAAAUAUUCAGAAUGCAACAUUUCAAAAGAAUUUGGAAGGAAACGCGUAUAAAGAGUUAAGCAAUAUUCAAAUUUAGGAAAGUUCCCUUCCCGAAAACGAAAAAAAGACGUAACACGCUAAAGCAAAAAGAAAUAAAAAAAAGAAAACAAGCGGUAGCAACGUGAAGGCGCGAGUAUUGACUAUCGAUUUAAAUGUAUUACUUAGCUAUUAAUUUAAUCAAAGCAACCCAUGCAUUAUUGUAGAACAAAAGCAGUUGGAAAAAAACGAGAAAGGCACGCACUCAAAAACAUCCCCUCUCACGAACACAUACACACACUCCCAAACAACAACAACAAAAAUGACAGAUAGCAAACGACUGAGAAAAGGUCGCAAAAAAAAUCACACUCUAAAUUAAUGUCAGUACGUUUUCAGUGUAUAAAAUUAAACUUCAAAUCAAACUGGAAAAUCAUCCAAAAUAAGAAAAACUAAACGAAAAAUGUAGGUGCAAAACGAAAGAAAGGUGAGAAAAGAGAAAGAGAGAGAGUUAGGAAGUGAACCAGAGUGACAUUAGCUCGCCCGUGCUGUUGUUUCUCACGCUCAUGCACUGAGAGAAAAAGUCGCGUGCAAAACAAGAGAGAAAGACAUUCUUAUCGUCGUGUUUACUAACAAAACACUGACAGUGGGACAGCUGAGUGGAGGCCCACUUUAAUCCCACUCUUUUUUGUGUUUAUUUUAUUCAGAGAUGUACUUAGGUGACACUCGUAGUCUUUUUUUGUUUUUAACACAAUGAAAAAAAAACCAGUCAAUUUUACUAAACAAAACAAAACGCGGAUAGACACUGUGAAAACGACUCACGCCAAGUUUUCCUUAAAUUAUUAUCACUGGGAUAAAACAGGGAAGGACAGGUUUGACUUUUCCUCUUUUAUCUCUUCGCAGCCAGAGAUGACCCUCUUCCUGUGUCUAUCCCUUAGUCGUUUAUGAGCAAACAUUUUUUUUAAGCAAUUUAAUUUAACAAAAUAACCUCCACCAAUCAUUUGGAGCGAUUGGAGCGCCAUCAGGAGAAGCCACGGCACGGCUGCGACCACAAAUCUUGCUCGAGUUCAACAAAAAAAAAACAAAACAAUGAUAAAUUAUAAAUUAAAAACAAGGUAGACAGAAGAAAGAGAUUCCACAGAGCCUCAGAAAAUAAAGCGAAAGUCGGUAAAGCAGAAUCCACUGGAACGUGAAGCAGGGCGGUGUUCAAAAUGCAACUGUAACGAAAAUACGUAUGUUCGGAAGUAGUAAACGUUCAAGUGGAAAUAUACCAACUACCGGGAAGAAAAAAAAACCUGCACAAGAGGAAUAAAAUCACACGUGGAACCGAGGAGAAAGAGAGAGGAAAAGCAAGAAUAAAAAAUCAGGAUAUUUUUAAGUGUCCUUUUAUACUGAAAUAAAAUUUUUACGUAAAAAUUGAAUAAAAAAUAAA
Culex quinquefasciatus (southern house mosquito) is the source of this 10755-nucleotide messenger RNA. RefSeq names its product microtubule-associated protein futsch. The record is from RefSeq and is a predicted model, not a curated record. The transcript is spliced from 8 exons. Gene Ontology annotation, molecular function: protein binding. NCBI's taxonomy places the organism in Eukaryota, Metazoa, Arthropoda, Insecta, Diptera, Culicidae. The coding region runs from base 667 to 7347 and encodes 2226 amino acids.